This is a messenger RNA of Anopheles merus, 2334 nucleotides long. RefSeq names its product protein disulfide-isomerase A3. The record is from RefSeq and is a predicted model, not a curated record. The transcript is spliced from 3 exons. Gene Ontology annotation, biological process: protein folding; response to endoplasmic reticulum stress. Bases 138 to 1604 code for a protein of 488 amino acids. Lineage: Eukaryota; Metazoa; Arthropoda; Insecta; Diptera; Culicidae. Gene Ontology annotation, molecular function: protein disulfide isomerase activity. Gene Ontology annotation, cellular component: endoplasmic reticulum.
CGAUCGCCAACGAAACACGACAGGGAGGUCACUAACACUGAGCAAGCAAGCAAAGAUCUUGCCGAACCUUUGCUUGGAGAAGACGUUCGAUUUAAUUCAUCAAUUUCUUCGAAGAGCGGCAAGGCGGAGAAUCAAUCAUGAGCUGCCGGUUGCUGCUGGUUUGUCUGUUUGCCCUGGUGGCGGUGGCGUUUGCCGGUGAAGCCGACGUGCUGGAUCUGACCGAUAGCGAUUUUUCGACCCGCGUUGCGGAGACGGAAACCACCCUUGUGAUGUUCUACGCACCAUGGUGCGGACACUGCAAAAAGCUCAAGCCCGAGUAUGCCAAGGCAGCGGAGCUGCUACGUGGCGAAGAUCCUCCGAUCGCGCUGGCCAAGGUCGACUGUACCGAGGGUGGUAAGGACACGUGUAACAAGUUCAGCGUUAGCGGCUAUCCCACCCUGAAGGUGUUCAAGAACGGCGAGGUGUCACAGGAGUACAACGGCCCGCGCGAAGCGACCGGCAUUGCCAAGUACAUGAAAUCGAUCGUCGGACCGGCCUCGAAGGAUCUGCUGACGGUGGAAGCGUUCGAAGCGUUCCUGAAGGUGCAGGAAACGUCCGUGGUCGGGUUCUUCCAGAAGGAGUCGGAGCUGAAGGGUGUCUUCCUGAAGUACGCGGACAGCCAGCGCGAGCGGCUACGCUUCGGUCACAGCAGUGCGCCGGCCGUACUGGAGAAGCAGGGUGAAACCGAUGCCGUAUUCCUGUUCCGUGCCCGCCAGCUGGCCAACAAGUUUGAGCCGGACUUUGUCAAGUUCGAGGGAACCACCAAGCAGGAGCUGGCCGACUUCGUGAAGGCCAACUUCCACGGACUGGCCGGAGUGCGUUCGCGCGACACUACGAGCGACUUCAAGAACCCGUUGGUGGUCGUGUACUACGCGGUGGACUACGUGAAGAACCCGAAGGGUACCAACUACUGGCGCAACCGUGUGCUGAAGGUGGCGAAGGAGUUCGUCGGACGCGUCAACUUUGCCGUGAGCGCCAAGGAUGACUUCCAGCACGAGCUGAACGAGUACGGGUACGAUUACACCGGUGACAAGCCGCUGGUGCUGGCCCGCGACGCCAAGAACCAGAAGUUCAUCAUGAAGGACGAAUUCUCGGUGGAGAAUCUGCAGGCGUUCGCGACCGAGCUGGAGGAGGGCUCGCUGGAACCGUACGUCAAGUCGGAACCGGUGCCGGAAAGCAACGACGGACCGGUGAAGGUUGCCGUGGCCAAGAACUUUGACGAGGUGGUCGUGAACAACGGUGUCGACACGCUGGUCGAGUUCUACGCACCGUGGUGCGGACACUGCAAGAAGCUCACCCCGACGCUGGAAGAGCUGGGCACCAAGCUGAAGGAUGAGGCCGUUUCGAUCGUGAAGAUGGAUGCCACCGCCAACGAUGUGCCGCCCCAGUUUGAGGUGCGCGGCUUCCCGACCCUCUACUGGUUGCCGAAGGACGCCAAGAGCUCCCCGGCCCGCUACGAGGGUGGCCGCGAGGUGGAUGACUUCGUGAAGUACAUUGCCAAGCACGCGACGAGCGAGCUGAAGGGUUUCGACCGUGCCGGCGGCGCGAAGAAGACCGAGCUGUAAUCUCCUUACCUCUUCAUCCUGCCCCCCUUCAUUUCCCUACCGGCAGCCAUCGUACGUGUACGUGGUGGUGUAGGCAUUCCAAAAGGCUGCUUAGGUGCAAUGCCGUUUCUUCAGAUCUGUCAGCCCUCCAUCUCCUCCGGUGCACUUUACCGUUCAGUCUUAGGAGGAGGGAUGUCAUUUUCAUUUUCCCUUUAAAAUGUGUGGCUAGCCACCCAGAACAACCAGAAAUGUAAGAUUACGAAAGCAAGAGAGAGAGAUGGAACGCACCUGCGAUACAAAAGAACAAAACCGAAGGUCGUCCUCUUUGACCCUGAUGGCAUCUUCUAGCUCUUAGCCACCGUGCUUAUCGAAUACUAGGGUGCUUUGACGGUUGCCCCUAUCAACAGAGCGCGAACCACAUGCAUGCACAUGGGCAGGCCGCGAAUGCGGGGACGAACUGCAUUUAAUAGAACAAAAAUCUGUUUUCUAGAUUUAUUUUUUGUCUCGGGUGACGGCGUCGCUUGAGGGAGAAAGGGGGGACCGACCGAUAAGAUAAGUCGUCCUAUCGCUGAACGUGUAAACCUUAGCUUGUUGUGCGGUCCAUACAAAGAACGCGAGGAGGAACAUGCUUUCUCUUUUGUACGCACUACUUUUUCCACGUCCUUUCUUACUUUCUUCGAAUCAUUGCGUAUUGUAAAAGAGCAUUUUUUUUUUAAAUAAACGAAAGUGAAAAUGAUCUAUUAACAUUAAA